CGCGACAGGGCAACGAUCAGCAAUGGCGGCCGGCGGCCGGUGAGUUUCGCGUAUGUUUAACGUCAAAACGUUAAAGGUAUGCGGUGAUCCCGGCGUGCAGAUAUGACAGCGCACGUCAUCUGCGAAGCGAAUCUUUCGCGAAUUGUCGUCGCGUUGCUCCUGUGCACGCGAUGCGUGCAGAUUUAUGCGGGAAUCGGGGCCGAGGUCGAUCUCAACGUGGAAGGAAGCGGGUUUCAUAGAACGUUGAUCUAUCGCAUACACUUCGAGAAUCUUACACAGGAUGGCUGUCGAGUUGCCAUUUACAUGGAAUUACCGUCGGCGUUGUACGUCAAUACGGACGAAAUAGCAGAAAUGAGAAGACGAGGAACGAAUAUGGUAUGUUCCGUUGGUGAGACCGACGUCGAGUUAUUUGCAGAGAAAGCUGGUCGGCAGAAUGUGACGACUUGCGCAUCCAUAAGCUCGUCGUUCUCCAGUUUAACAAUUCCUGUUCACCAACGAUACCGAUAUGCGCACGAGACUGGCGGUUACAUCAACGUGACUUUGCUGGAGCCGAAACUGCUGCUGGGAUGCCGGGAGAGGGUCAGAGACCACCGAGUGUCCAAGAUAGACUUGUGUGAACCGUGCGUCAGUCUAAUGACCAAAUGGCGUGAAAUUCCAUAUCGUAUGUCGCAGAAUCGCGAGUACGUUUGGCCGAUACCGGUCGGUGACUUGUCUCUAUCGCUCUUUGUCACUUGCGCCACGUUACUGACGACUAUUAUCGGCGCGAUAUUCAUCGGCCACGCCAUUUGGAGCAACGCGGGCCAAAGUCAUCCAAAAGAAGACUGAGAUUUAAAUAUACAUGCAGUUUUGUACGAUUAUCAAAUUUUUAUUAAUGAAUAUCUUACAAUUAGA
Temnothorax curvispinosus is the source of this 891-nucleotide messenger RNA. RefSeq lists its product as uncharacterized. Gene Ontology annotation, cellular component: endoplasmic reticulum membrane. Gene Ontology annotation, biological process: GPI anchor biosynthetic process. Lineage: Eukaryota; Metazoa; Arthropoda; Insecta; Hymenoptera; Formicidae. The transcript has 3 exons. The coding region runs from base 103 to 825 and encodes 240 amino acids. The record is from RefSeq and is a predicted model, not a curated record.